UAGAGCUGAUGGUGGGACUAAGGAGCCUAAAUUGGAAGAAAAAUCAAGGACCCCAUCAGUGGAAGGAAAAAUGGGUAAAUCCAACACUCCAACAAGGAGCCAAGGAAAAUUAAUUGGUCAUGAGAGAUCUGACACAGAGGAAAAGCCAUUUAAGUGCCUGGACUGUGGAAAACGCUUUGGCCGAAGCACUCAUCUCAGUCUUCAUCGGAGGACUCAUACUGGUGAAAAGCCCUAUAAAUGUGGGGAUUGUGGUCGGUGCUUUAGUGAUGGUUCUGCCCUCAUCCGCCAUCAGCGGAUCCACACAGGUGAAAGGCCCUACAAGUGUAAGGAGUGUGGAAAAUGCUUUGGUCGCAGCUCGCAUCUAGAGCUGCAUCAGCGAACCCACCUUGGAGAAAAGCCCUACAAGUGCCCUGAGUGUGGCAAAGGGUUCCGGGACAGUUCAGGUUUGGCCAGACACAAGGGCAUCCAUACAGGUGCCAGUCCCUAUAAAUGUGGUACAUGUAGCAAGAGUUUUAAUGACAGCUCAGCUUUCAUCCGUCAUCAGCGCAUCCAUACUGGUGAAAAGCCUUAUGUGUGUGUGGAGUGUGGUAAGAGUUUUAGCGAUAGUUCCAACUUCCACCUUGUCAUACACCAGAGGACACACACUGGUGAGAAGCCUUACCAGUGCAGUGACUGUGGCAAGAGCUUCAACCAGAGGUCUGGCCUCAUUAUCCACCAAACAACUCACACAGGGCAGAAACCCUUCAGCUGUAGCAAGUGUGGGAAGAGUUUUGGGCACCAUUCAUAUCUCUUGAAGCAUCAGAGGACUCAUUUUAGAGAGUUCCCAGAGAAACCCCUAGAAUAGACAUGCAUGCCCCUUA
Molecule: messenger RNA, 860 nt
Organism: Gracilinanus agilis (Agile Gracile Mouse Opossum)
Lineage: Eukaryota; Metazoa; Chordata; Mammalia; Didelphimorphia; Didelphidae
Product: zinc finger protein 239-like
Exons: 2
Coding region: 71-844 (257 amino acids)
Biological process (GO): regulation of transcription by RNA polymerase II
Cellular component (GO): nucleus
Molecular function (GO): RNA polymerase II cis-regulatory region sequence-specific DNA binding; DNA-binding transcription activator activity, RNA polymerase II-specific
Source: RefSeq, a predicted model, not a curated record